This is a messenger RNA of Pleurotus ostreatus (oyster mushroom), 711 nucleotides long. RefSeq lists its product as uncharacterized. Lineage: Eukaryota; Fungi; Basidiomycota; Agaricomycetes; Agaricales; Pleurotaceae. The transcript is spliced from 6 exons. Bases 1 to 711 code for a protein of 236 amino acids. The record is from RefSeq and is a predicted model, not a curated record.
AUGCAAGUUACGCUCAAGUUUGCUGCUCUUGCCUUUUUGGCCCAGGCUGCAGUCAUCGCGGCGUUCCCUCUAUAUGGGACCAAUGGAGCAAGGACACGACAACGACCUCGAAGUCUGCGGUCCCACAAAGCGUCCUACGCCCGCACAACAGGCCAGCACAACCAGCGCGGCCAGUGGGGUGACCUGCGGGGCGACCUGCCCCAAAGGGAGCAGCUUGGAAUCAAUGUGUCUCGCAGUGCAUGGCCAGCAACUACUCCACGCCACCGCCUAGCCCACACAACAGACCUGCACAACCUGCGAGGCCUGCAAAGCCGGCGGGGCGACCUGCGCCAAAGAGCAAGGCUGGAAAGCGGGAUUUUGAUGAACUCGAAGCCCGCGGUCCUACAAAACGCCCCACAGCCAGCACAACCAGCGCGGCCAGCGUGGCCAAAGAUGAAGGCCGGAAAACGGGAUUUUGACGAACUCGAAGCACGCGGUCCCAUUAAGCGCCCUACACAACAAGAAUGUGAGGUCGCCUGUACGCUAGCUGGACACCAGGGAGCUGCUUGGAAUCAAUGCGUGUCGCAAUGCAUGGCCAGCAACUACCCUACGCCGCCACCCAGCCCGCACAACAGACCUGCCCAACCAGCGAGACCAGCGAAGCCCGCAGGACGCCCAGCUCCCAAAGUUAAAGCUGGAAAGCGCGAAGUCGAGGGCGCUGAUGAAGAGUGA